AUGAAAACCUGUUUGGUCAAAUGCACAUCCAAAUCGAAACCGACGCAUAUAAAUUCGGCCCGAACCGCGUUAGAAGCAUUAUUCGGUGAUCUUCGAUCGGUCCAGCACGACAGCCAGCAAGCAACAAUGAAGAGCUUCAUCGCCAUUCUGGCUUUUGCGCUGCUUGCGUCCGUCUGCGGCAGUCCGCUGUUCCACAGCCACUCGUCGCACGGUAGAUCCCACCGCUAUUAUCCAGUGGCGGUGCGGGAGGUCGUGAAGGUACCGGAAGUGCACGUCCAGAAAGUGGUCCACCAGGUGCCCGUGUAUGUGCCGGUAGUACGGCCGGUAGUGCACCAUGUUCCGGUAGUGCACCAUGUUCCGGUAGUACAGCAGGUGCCAGUGGUGCAGCACGUCGUUCCCGCUCCCGUUACGACGGAGCGUCCCGUGGACGUUGAGGUCGGUGGUGGAGUGGUUGUGGCCGCCAAUCCAGGGGCGGUACAUGUAGUCAAAACCAAACCAGCCAAAGUUUCGGUGUAA
Anopheles coluzzii is the source of this 516-nucleotide messenger RNA. RefSeq lists its product as uncharacterized. The coding region runs from base 1 to 516 and encodes 171 amino acids. Lineage: Eukaryota; Metazoa; Arthropoda; Insecta; Diptera; Culicidae. The record is from RefSeq and is a predicted model, not a curated record. The transcript has 2 exons.